GCGAACGAGCUGGGCGUGCGCCCUUGCUUCGUGCCCUCAGCCCGCAUGGCGGAGCCGCGGGCGCGUCGUGGAAAGGCCGGGCUGGUCGGGCGGUUUCGGCGCCCGCGCUGAGCCGCGGGGGAGGGGCGGAGGACGCCCGUGCAGCCGGUGCGUUUGCCCUCAGUGAGGCGGGGCGCGCGGCGGACGCCCCCGGGCAGGGGCGGGAGUGGUGAAGGCGCCGGCGGUUGGCACUGAAAGGGGCGGUGAGCGAGCCGCUCCGGUCUCCAGGAGAGGCUUGGCCUUCUGAGCAGAGACGGCGGGAAGCGGCGGCGGCGGCGGCGGCCCUCGGGCCGGCUAGUGAGGCGAUGGCGGCGCCGGCCCCGGGGGCUGGGGCAGCCUCGGGCGGCGCUGGCUGUAGCGGCGGCAGCGGCAGCGGCGCGGGCGCGGGCGCCGGCUCGGGCUCGGGGGUCGGGGGCCGGCUGCCCAGCCGGGUGCUGGAGUUGGUGUUCUCUUACCUGGAGCUGUCCGAGCUGCGGAGCUGCGCCCUGGUGUGCAAGCACUGGUACCGCUGCCUGCACGGCGAUGAGAACAGCGAGGUGUGGCGGAGCCUGUGCGCCCGCAGCCUGGCAGAAGAGGCUCUGCGCACGGACAUUCUCUGCAACCUGCCCAGCUACAAGGCCAAGAUACGUGCUUUCCAGCAUGCCUUCAGCACUAAUGACUGCUCCAGGAAUGUCUACAUUAAAAAGAAUGGCUUUACUUUACAUCGAAACCCCAUCGCUCAGAGCACUGAUGGUGCAAGGACCAAGAUUGGUUUCAGUGAGGGCCGCCAUGCAUGGGAAGUAUGGUGGGAGGGCCCUCUGGGCACUGUGGCAGUGAUUGGAAUCGCCACAAAACGGGCCCCAAUGCAGUGCCAAGGUUAUGUGGCAUUGCUAGGCAGUGAUGACCAGAGCUGGGGCUGGAAUCUAGUGGACAAUAAUCUACUACAUAAUGGCGAAGUCAAUGGCAGUUUUCCACAGUGCAACAAUGCACCAAAAUACCAGAUAGGAGAAAGAAUUCGAGUCAUCUUGGACAUGGAAGAUAAGACUUUAGCUUUUGAACGUGGAUAUGAGUUCCUGGGGGUUGCAUUUAGAGGACUUCCAAAGGUCUGCUUAUAUCCAGCAGUUUCUGCUGUAUAUGGCAACACAGAAGUGACUUUGGUUUACCUUGGAAAACCUUUGGAUGGAUGACGGUGGCUUUCUUGUGAUGAAAUAAAUAUAGAAUGGAGGAGAGAUCUGCUUAUGGGAAGUAGAACCAUGAAGUGACCGUGUCAUAUGUGCAUGUCCAAGAAACAUCCUGAAAAACACAUGAAGUUGAAAACUGGAGAAGCAACUCUACACCAGAGAUUAUCUUCGUGUUUCCUCUUUCUACUGGGCCAGAAAAAUCCUCAGGGUUGCAGUUGGUUGAGUGGGCAGUUGACAUAUGCAUGUUGCAACAGAUGUUGUCUCUAAGUUAGCAAUGUGUUAUUUCCAACUUUAAUGGUGAGACUGUAGAGAUGCUGUCAAAGGGAUAAGAUAAGGAAAUAGCAAGAUUUUUAAGUAGUGUGUUUGUGAAGACUGAUCCCAUUUUACAACUGCCUGUUCUUUCUCCAGUCCCUUUUUUUCCGGCCAGCUUGACUAUUAGAAAAUUAUGAAACUGGUUGAGUUUUAUUUAAUAUUUUUAAUAUAUUGAGAAGCAUGGUCUGCCUGGACUGCACUUCUCUAAAAGUGAGAUAUAAAAUUGUGCAGCUAUUUUAAAAGUUGUAUAUACAAUAUGUGUGUUUAAAAAAAAAACUGUAAAAAAAAAAAAAGGACAAACAGUUUGCUUUGUUCUAGUUCUAAUUUCUUAAAAACCACUACAUGGUUACAAAAUUGGAAUAACAUUUGGAGACAGUUGGAUUAACUACAAAGAAGAGGAUUUUAAGAGAAGAUGUGUUUUAUUGACGCAUUUUGUAUUAUUUUUGGCUUAUAGUUCCCAUGGCUGUUAGAGUCUGGUUUGUUUUUGUUUUUACUAUCAAAAUUAUAGUAAAGAUCUCUCAAUCUCCUGGCUAAAGAUUGAGGGAAGACAAAUCUGUUUCUAAUUAUACAUAUAUCAGAAUGUAAGGAUGUUCUCAACAUCAUAAUAAUGUGCAUCUUUUGGUAUCCAGUUUUUGGCCUUCUAAGAAAGUGUCUCCUAACCAGAACAUUGCCAUUUGCUCUUAUAGGCCUCAAAUAUUAAAACUAUUAGUCAUAGAGCUUAGGAAAAAAAGAAUUGAUUAAUGGUCUUUUUAUUUUGUAACCUUAUAAUGCUGUAGAUAUUAUCAAAACAACUUUUAAUUUCAUAUUGUUUACAUCAUGCAACUAAUCUAAGCCUCAAACUCGUUACUGGGGCUAUAAAGAAAAUGUUUACUUACCCACCUGAAACAGGUUAAGAAUAUUCUUAACCUCAUUAUAGAUAAUUGCCCCCAUGGGACUUGAAAUAUAACACCUUGUGCUGAAAACUUCAGGUUGGCAAUAUUUGAAGGUUUCAUUGUAGAAGAGUUUAACAUUAACUCCUGUUUUGACUUACAAAUCUUAUUUCUCAUCACUAAAAAUGCUUUUGAAUUAAUAAUCCAACACACAUGAGCUGAGAGUUUUUCUUUUGUUAGAAAAGAAACUGACAUCAUCUUUCUGUAUGAAAGUAUAAAUUGUAUGGUUUUAGGUACAUAAGAAUUGACAAAGGAAAGUGAAAUCUUUGUGCUUCUGAGUUAUUGAUGUAUUUAUAUUUUGUUUUAAAUCUAAUAAGGGACAGCAAGCUGCCGGCUGGGAUUCUUGGGCUGCUCCUUGAGAGUUAAGAUUGUCAAUACUCCUAUGAAGCAAGGGAUUUCAGCCAUAGAACAAAGGUUUGUUGUUGCCACCUGAAAGGUUUACAAGUAUUUAUUGUGUAUUUGAUACAUUGCUUGAAAAGAUGAACUCUAUUAAAGAUUCUUUUUGAUGUCCAUGUUAAGAAGAAACCUCCUUGUAUAGGGUGAAAUUAUAUGUUAAAUGUAUUAGAGAAUAUAGAUAAUAUAGAAAUCGAUUUUUCUUGGUGUAGAACAACUCAAUUCGGCAAAGUUUAAAAUUUUAUUAAACAAGAGAAGUGAUUCAGGAUGAAGAUUCACUUGUUAGAAAGUGAUCAAGUCCUUUAAGUACUUGUGUCUUUUUCAGGUUGUGAUAAGGGCAUUCCAAGAGGUUUUGUUGAGAAUUUUGUUUAUAAUUGUCUCUUUUGUUAGUAAACAUUCAUUUGCAACAGUUUUGAAGGUGCUGAGUGGAAAACAGAAACACAUGGUUACUGCAUAUUAGACCUAGAAUGAAAUAAUUGCCUAAAUAUUUAACAACAAGCCAUUCUUAAAGAUUUAAGUUCCUGAAUAUCUCAUUUGCAAAUUAUAUGCGAUAGGGGUUAAUAGCAUGAGCAUCUGGGUAAUGAAGAGCCUUCAUUUAUAAGCCGAUAGGUAAAUGUGUCACUAGAAACCAGUAGUAGCUCUACAGAAUAUUAAAAGAAACUGCUACAAUGUUCAAAGAAAUGGAAUAUCUUUUUCAUUGGUGCUGAGAAGAGCAUUCAAGUAGAAGACAAUUGCACCUGAAGAUUGAGUAUAAAUCAUCCAAACCAGUGGUUCUCAACAUUGGCUGUACUUUGCAGUCACUUUGGAGUGUUCUAAGAAGCACUGAUGCUUGGGUUCCAUAUGCUAAGAUUCUGAUGUUGGUCUGUAAUAUCACCCAGUCAUAAAGAUUUUUAAAAACUUUCUGGGGCAUUUCAACAUGUUGCCAAGGUUGAGAACCAUUGAUCUAAAAUUCACCUUGAGUUUUCUCAUCUGCAAAAUAGAAAAAAAAAAUCCUUGCUCCCUCCCUUCACUACCUCACAAGGAUAUUGAGGGUAAAGGAGAAAAUAAUGGGAAAGUGCUUAUGCUGUGGAUAAAAAGUGCUAUUAAAAGCAAAGUGUAGUGUUCUAUUUCAAUUCAUAGUGUGAUCAGGAAAAGUGUAACUGACUAUACUUUGUUGACUUGGGAAACCCGGAGCACUUCCUUUGGUUCUUUAACGAAGCAUACAGAUGUGGAAGCAGACGUUACUAUUCUUAUUCCUACUAUGGUCUUCUGUCACACUUGGGAUAGGCUGUUUUAAUUACCUGGUUUUACAUAGGAAAGAAGAAUAUUAAGGCUUAAAGUAUGUAAUGGUCAAUGACUCAUAAUUCAUUAAAUCUUUUCAUACAAGGAA
Messenger RNA from Saimiri boliviensis boliviensis (Bolivian squirrel monkey), 4202 nucleotides. RefSeq names its product F-box protein 45 (gene FBXO45). Gene Ontology annotation, cellular component: SCF ubiquitin ligase complex; synapse. Gene Ontology annotation, molecular function: protein binding. Lineage: Eukaryota; Metazoa; Chordata; Mammalia; Primates; Cebidae. The record is from RefSeq and is a predicted model, not a curated record. Gene Ontology annotation, biological process: synapse assembly involved in innervation; proteasome-mediated ubiquitin-dependent protein catabolic process.